Corticium candelabrum is the source of this 3837-nucleotide messenger RNA. RefSeq lists its product as uncharacterized. The record is from RefSeq and is a predicted model, not a curated record. NCBI's taxonomy places the organism in Eukaryota, Metazoa, Porifera, Homoscleromorpha, Homosclerophorida, Plakinidae. Bases 53 to 3538 code for a protein of 1161 amino acids. The transcript is spliced from 5 exons.
CAACAGAGUCAUUUUCGCGACUGCACGUUGUGUGAACGUUUGUUUUUGCUGGAUGAACACGGAAAGUUUAGUAGAGAACGAGGUUACGGACAACGGAAGAGUCCACCAGAGUGUUCAGAUCCGUGUCAGUGGCCAUCAGUCAUCUCAGACAGCUUGUGAGUGUGAAGUGUCUAGAGAUGCUGGAUGUCUCUCUUUGCUGCCUACUUCAUUCUCUCUUUACAAUCCAAUCAAAUUGUAUGCUGUUUCUACGGCAGAUGAGAAUAGCACUCAGCCAGACAUCGACUUACAAAGAGACGAAACAAGAGAAUUGAGCAGCUUACAGAUGCAGCAAGAGGAUGCUAGUACGUGUACAAGUGUGAUAUCAGCAUCUCCACUUGAGAGUAGAAGUCAAGCUAUUGAAACUAAGUCAGAUGAAACUGCACUCUCAUUUGAAACAUCUGUCGGUGAAGGUAGAGUAAUUUCAUGUACAUUUGUGUUGUCAAUCUGUGUACAAUGCUUAUUGUUAGUGUUACUGUUGGUAAUUCUGAGGUUCAGAAUGUGCAUUGCUGUUGCAGAGAACAAAGGCAAUGGUGGCGAUGUAGAAAUAGCUGAACAAGAUACAGUGGUUGUUAAGACAAAUAAGUCAAUCAACCUCUUAGGCAGUCAGCAAAGUGAGGAGCAUCAAGACAACAAUAAAACAGAUGAGACGACUGACACGAAGACAGUGUUUGAAAAUGGGUCGAAUGCAUGUCAUGAAUCAGAAGAGGCUCAGAAGUGUAUCAUUUCAAAUGAGAGCAAGUUAAAUUAUCAAUGCACUCGUGACAUUGGUUGUUCUACUGAGGUUGCAAAUCUGAAACACGGCGAUGAUAAGGUGACUGAGAUUGAGAAUAUAGACUGGGAUCUUCCAGAUGUCAAAUGUUUGGAAUUAUGUGGAGAUGAAACUGAAACUGAAAGAGUCAUGAAUACAGCUACACCAGAUGGAGAAGAAGUAGUGAAUCAGGAAUGUGAAGGAGGCAAAGAAGAUAAAGGGUGUGAAAAGCAAAAGGAUGACAAUCAGAGAGCUAAGUCAUACACUGAUAAAUACCAAAGUGACUUUAGGCAGGGAGACCAAACUAAAGCCGAUAAAGAUCAGAGUGAUGGAAGGCAGGCAGAAAAACAAGAAGAAAAUGAAGAGGAGAGGCAAGGAGAAAGACACAAGAGACAAAACCAUAAAGCUGAGACAGAAGACGAGACAGGAAAUAAGAACAGAGAAGAACAGAAAAUAUUUGUAGACAUGACGAGUGGAUAUGAAUAUGACAUGCAAAGGGAUGACAAGCAAGAAGAAGAGGACGGGAAUGAUGAAGCCAUUGGUUUUGUUGAGGUGCAGGAAAGCAACACGUUCAACAAAUUUCAUGAAGAGUCUCACAAAUGCCAACAAUUUGGCAACAACAUGGAUAUUGAUUCAGGAAUCUCUGAGAUCACAGACGAGGCAUUCUGUCAUUUUGUUGUCACCAUUGAAGACCGGAGUCAUCAUGAUCAAAUGGACAGUAAGGAAUCUAUGAAUGAACAACCACACAAGGGUACGACAGAGACACUUGUUAACAGUGAUAUUGAGCUACAUCUUCGUGAUGAGCUAACCAGUCAUUCAGUUCAUGAAAGUGUUGGUACAUGUGCAGGUUUCAUACCAAUAGAGAAUAAGCACAGUGGUGGUGUGGUUUCCACUUGUCCUUCUGCUCCUCAGUGUGGCAGCCAGGAGCAGCAAUCUGGGUCAGUGGUGACUGAUGAUACCUCCCUUACUGUGAGCUGUCCUGAGGUGGCUUUAGAUAACAGCAGCAAAGAGGACAUGACAGAGCAAGCCUUGGAGAGUAGCGAUAACGUAGGGAGGGAAGAAGAUUGUGAUACUUACACUGUUACUUGUGCAGAUGCAGAUGCAUGUAGGAAAGAGAACCUAACAGAAUGUGUAGUUCCCGAUGCCGGACAAACAUCACAAAAUGGAGCUGGAAGUGUUGCAUCUGAUAACGAGUUUGUGGAAGAAGUUGUUUACAAUGAGCCUUCAAAUUCCCACCCAACUAUUGCUAGUAAUGAUAAGCUUUUAUUGAGUAGUCUUAGUGGGAAGGUCUCGUCUCCAUACGAAAGGAAUGUUAUGUUGAAUACACUGCAUGAUGAUGUUUAUACAUGUGAAAAUAAUGUCCGAUGUGACGUACUUCUAGUAUCAGCUAAUGCUGAUGACGAUAUGUCACUGGAGCAAAUCUCACCUGUUGGCAUCAGUGAAAACAUAGCUGAAGAGAUGUCCAUGUGUUUAAGCCCAGCAUCACAGGAAUCACCAUUUGGCAGUGAAAUGAUGUUACUGCCAUGUCUUGGGAGUUCUCCAUUUGAUGGAAAUAACCUGGUGAACAAAGUGUCUGCUGAUGAGUUGAACAUUGUAGGUGACGGUGGAAAUCCCACAUCGUUGUGCUACAAAAGCCAGAUGUCUCCUUUAAAUUGUGAUAGCUACAACGUAUGCAGUAGUGAUAUGGAAGUAGAAAAGGAAACAUGUGAAAUCAGCAAGGUGAAGCAAGAAAAUGAAAUUGGUGCAAACUGCAAUUUUGUAACAGACGAUGGCAUGAACAAAAGCAAUGAAAAUUCAUCAAAGCAUAUGAUUUGUCCUCAGUCAGUUGCUAUACAAAGUGAUUCAAGUUGCUCUGACAACCGGCUACGAUACAGUGACUCUGAGCAUAAUCUGAAUGCUAUGACCUGUCACAUAGCAAGUGAUCAAACACCAAAUGAUGAGCAGAGUGAAUCAAGAGAGGUGAAUGAAGAUGAAGAGCCGGUUAAACAUCAAGCAGUAUAUUUACGAAAUGAAAGCAGCCAGUCCGAAUUCAAGGAGCAUCUGACUGCUAUCACGAUUGAUCAAAACUUGCAAGUAAGCACCUUGCAAAGUAAAGCUGAUGCUCUUGAAGACCAUCAAAGUGACACCGAGUUGGAGUUGCAUUCUCAGGUUGCUUAUGAUGGUGUCUACAGUGAGGCUGAACAUGAAGCAAAUGAUGUUGGCUCUGUAUCCGAUCUGAAUAUCAGUGAUUCACAGUAUUGUGAUCAUCAGCACACAGUCGACCAUGAAGAACACUUGCAUGACAAAGACCAACUUGUUCCAGGCAAUCAGACAGUUAUGGAGGAAAUCACAAGUAUGACAGCCACGUAUGAGACUGAUAAAGAAGAUAUAAUGAACGAGUUGAAAACAUGUGUGGUGAAUGAGGAUGAGAGUGAUGGUCUUGAUGAGAGACUCCCUGGUAACUCAUGGAGUGAAAUUGAUGGAGCAUUUGAACAAUCCGCGGCUAAGAGAAUGAAACUAGAAACUGAGAAAUGCAACAUGGCCACUUUACUGAAACUAGAAAUCAGUCAGGAUGCAUGUAAUCAGCAAGUCACUGAUCAACACCAACAAUAUUCAAAUCAGUCUGUUUACAAACCUUGUUUUCCUCAAGUUACUGAAAACACAGAGAAGUCAGCGUGCCAGACGAUCAACCGAAUACGAUUACGACUUGGGCUAUCAAAGCGACAAAGGUGCAGACGACUACACAGACCAAAUGAAGACAGCAUGUACUAGAGCUGGAUUGGCAAUCUCUGUAGUUUACCAUACAUAGAUACGUUACAUGAUUAUGCCCUACCCCUAUGGUUUACAGUGGAAAUUGUUUGUCUAUAUAUGCAUUGUAUUGCGUUUUGACGGAGCAACCCAUCUUGUGUUUGUACUCAUACAUACUUGGAGUGUCUUUGACAUAGUGCUUUUGUGUAGUGCUUUAUUGCCAGGUCAAUAGCACUAGAUAUGGCCCUCGUCAAGGAUUUAUUGAGGUACAAUGCUAUUGGAUAUUAUGAACAAUGUAUUGCAAUUUGGUGCAUUGGAUGGAG